Acipenser ruthenus (sterlet) is the source of this 3550-nucleotide messenger RNA. Its product is annotated as tubulin-folding cofactor B-like. The record is from RefSeq and is a predicted model, not a curated record. Gene Ontology annotation, molecular function: alpha-tubulin binding; microtubule plus-end binding. The transcript has 6 exons. Gene Ontology annotation, biological process: tubulin complex assembly; post-chaperonin tubulin folding pathway; cytoplasmic microtubule organization. Bases 350 to 1090 code for a protein of 246 amino acids. Gene Ontology annotation, cellular component: cytoplasm; nucleus; microtubule plus-end. NCBI's taxonomy places the organism in Eukaryota, Metazoa, Chordata, Actinopteri, Acipenseriformes, Acipenseridae.
AUUGGCUGCUUUACAGUACAGGGCUUAAAAAAAUCUGUGAUUGGUUGCUAGGGUAGAAGCGGGUAGAAGUUUCCAGAAACGGGUGGAAAAUAAAAAGGGAAAUUUGAGUUGGAAACGAGGUGGGAGAGAUAGAUAGAUAGAUAGAGCGAGCAGGUUUAAUGUGUCGGUGUGUUUAUGUAUAUAUAUAAAAAAAAAAAAAAAGAAUCAGCAUUGGUUGAGCGGUUGUAAAACAGAAAUUAUAUUUAUGUAAAAAAAAAUAUAUAUACAUUCAUUAAAAAAAAGUGUUUAGAAAGGACGGUUGACAACGACUGGGAAUUCAUUAAUUCUGGUUUGUGCUCCAGCUGAAAACAUGGACGGCGUGACUGUGAUAACAAACCCGACUGUUUCGGUUCGGGUAACCAGCACUGCAAAUUCCUUCGAGGCUCUGCGCAGGUUUAAUAGAGGGAUCACCAUCGCAGAAUUUAAGUGCAAGUUGGAGCUGGUUGUUGGAAUCCAGGCAUCUUGCAUGGACCUCCAGCUCUUCAGCUCCACCGACACGUUCCUCCAGAAACUAGACGAUAACGAGGCACUGAUGGGGUCCUACCCUGUGGACGACAACUGCAGAAUACAUGUGAUUGAUAAGAGUGGGAGCCAGUCAGGGGUGUUUGAAGACCUGUCAGCGGUGGAGAAAUUCGAGCUCCCAGAUGAGGUUUAUGAUAAGAGAUCAGAGUCAGUCCGCUCGUUCCUGAAGAAAAAUAAGGCGGGGCGCUUCAACGAGGAGAAGGCUGCCCAGAAGGAGGAGCUGCAGGUGCAGAGGGAUGCCGAGGAGAAGCUCCUGGCAGAGGCUCUGUCCCCGGGGUUACGCUGUGAGGUGCAGGUUGUGGGGCAGCCCACCAGGCGAGGCACGGUCAUGUAUGUGGGUAACACUGAGUUUAAACCUGGCUACUGGGUUGGCGUCAAAUAUGACGAGCCUCUGGGAAAGCAUGAUGGAAGUGUAAACGGAAAGCAGUAUUUUGAGUGCCAACACAAAUACGGGGCCUUUGUGAAGCCGCAGUAUGUCACAGUUGGAGAUUUCCCAGAGGAAGACUAUGGACUGAAUGAUGAAAUGUAACGGGUGGCUUACGUUGAUUCCAGGAGGAUGAUGCUACCCAGUGCGGAGUCGCUGUCAUGAAUCUCUCCAUUGUCUCAGUCUAACUGUUCUUGCAGAGCUGGUUUACAGAGGAGACAUCAAUAUCUGUCUUAUCAUUUUGUACAUUGAAACCUUAUGAUCUUUUCUCCAUAAUAUUGAAAUAUUUUAUUGAAAUCAAGCUCUUUUUUUUUUUUUUUGUCUCAAAUGUUGGCGAUGGGACAUUAGAAAGACUUAUUUGAAUUUUUUAUUUUUUUUCAGUGAUCUGUCAACUAAUUUAUAUAUUUAGGUAAAUGCUUGAAUGAUAACAUAGAUGCAAUUGUACAGUAUUUGCUGUGGAAAAUGAAACUGCAAGGAGGUUGGACAUCUAUAAUAAUAAGUGUACUUGGGUAGCUUUCUUAUUUGUUGAUCUGAGUGACCAGACUUAAAGUGUAUACAGUUCUCUAUGUAAGCCAGCAUAUGUAUUUUGUUCCAUUUUAAGAUGACAUUAAUUUUUUUCCAUCCUGGCUAUUAAACACUUUAGCCUAAAGCCCUUUCAGCAAUCUUUUCCCCCUUAUGUGUAUUUUAGGCAAGUGGUAUAAUAUAAUGAAAAGCAAAGGGAUUUAGUAAAAUCUCAGACUUUUGCCUCCUUGUAACAUGAAUCAAUUGAAAUUUGAUCACAUAUUACAAACCUGACGCUGACCAUUGUUUUUCAACCUUACCCCUGUAUUUUGUAGGCUGCCCCUCAGUUGUAAGAAUGAAGAUGUUGGUCAGUGGUUUUGUUGUAAUUCAACGCCAAUUUGAGAAAUCAGAAGUUAAUGUUGAGCAAUAUGCAUCUUUUAAUGUGAAGUUUUUACCUCCCACAGCCUGUAACAAACGCCUUGCAAAGUAAUCAAGUUCAGGCUCAUGGGUCCCAUGGAUGUAGCCUUGAUGCAUACGUUGGUCACCAAGGCUCUUGACAAAGGUGUGUUUUGAGUGUUGAUCCACACUUCUAGGAUAUACAUUCUCAACACUCUAUGAAUGUAGUUCUGCCAUGCAUGAGAAUGAUCCCUCGAUUGCACCUGAAGGGGUCUUGGUUGUUUUAUAGCUGUCCUUGUGUGUAAAGCAAUCCCAUGACUCUGAAGGUGAACACUGAUUGGAGGUUGACGCAACCCAGGUAAUUCCCCAGCUGCAGUAAUUAUCCCAGCAGGGUAUAGUUUGAUCAAAUCGCCCCCUAAGAACCGAUAUGGGAUCUGAAAACACUUUUCAGCAGUAAUGCUUUGUCGUCUCAAACGUACAGCAGAUGGGAGUUAAUACAUUAGAAUAACUUGGUCACUUAAAAUAAUAAUAAUAAUAAUAAUUAAAGUGACUUUCUUGCCUUUGUAGUUGUGCGCUUGUGAUCUUGCAGUGUGAUCCACAGAACAAUCCAAAUGAAUUCUUUCAAUGCUCCAAUAAUAAUGCUAAUCCUGUAAUUCCCCAUUAGAUCCAGUACUGUGAGUUGAUGUAUGUACACUUGUUGUGGGCUGAAUUGUACACUUUCAUGGAAGUAUAAAAGGCAUGCAAUAUGAAAAUAAAUGUAAUUAAGAGUAAAUAGAAAAUAAGUAUAAUUGUAGAAAUUGUGUUUUUAGCAUCUUUUAAUUUCCUAAUUUUAAAUAAAUUGGGAUUUACUAUUACUGCACAGAAACUGUGUUAAAACAUACAAAAUGCACCCUGGAGUAAAUGGGGGGGGACACAAAUCUGAUAUGAAUUGAACAGCUUUUUUUAUGUUUUUGUGGCUGGAGAAAUUGUGGAAGCGGGCUAAAGGGUGGAUUUGUUAACCUGUGAUUUUAUUCAAUUAUUUUACAGUUCUGCGAUAUCCUCCUAGAUUAUAUCAACUUUACUGCAAUCUAAAAGGUAGCCUUACAAUGCUCUUAUAAGAUCCAGCUGUGGCCCAGCCGAGUUUUCUACAGGUUGUUCAAAUCAACCGAGUGGAAAUAGCAAUGUUCAAACCACACCCUGGAGGAUUUAUUCAGUGGCAUGUCGCACCGCUUUGUUGUAGCAGAACCAGGAUUAGAAAAGUACCGUUGGAUCAAAUUCUUUAUCUUUUUUUUACAUUUUUUUUAUUUAGCAUUUCUUUUGAAUACUUGAUUAAAAAAUGUAGUUGAGUCUUAUUCUGAAACUUGCUGCUAGUAAUAUUUGAGUGGUUUUGCUCGGGUGCACUUUGUUGUCAGGUAUCGAUCUAAAAGAGCGCAUACACUGUGUAUUUAAAUCCUAAAACGCAGUCAAAAUACGCAAUAGCAGUUAUAGCACUAAAACUAGACUUGUUUUAAAAAUUAGAUGACCGUUUCAACAAGCAAACUUUGAAUUUGUAACACGGAAAAGAUUAAAAAUGUAUUGCAUUGGUUUUUGAAGAUUGCUUUCACCAAAGCUUGCAUAUUCAUGUUCUUGAUGUAACACUUACACAGUUGCAGUCAUAGCAGUAAUAAAAAUGUCAGUUUAAUUGCAAAA